Molecule: messenger RNA, 1976 nt
Organism: Thermothielavioides terrestris NRRL 8126
Lineage: Eukaryota; Fungi; Ascomycota; Sordariomycetes; Sordariales; Chaetomiaceae
Exons: 4
Coding region: 55-1275 (406 amino acids)
Biological process (GO): division septum assembly
Cellular component (GO): division septum
Source: RefSeq, a predicted model, not a curated record
UGUUUUGAUUGAGCCCCCCGGCGCCCGCCGUUCAGGCGGCAAGCUUCCUCCAGAAUGAAUGCCGCGAAUGCCCCUGCGACCGUGAGGAUAUCUGGCCCACCGAACAGCAGCUUCCUGGUGGGCUACCCAGGCAUCUCGGCGACGCUGCCUCGAAUCGUAGGCAAAGUCGAGAUCCGUCCAGGCGCGGGGUUCUCGGCGCCCGUGAACAUUUCUAUGGUGCGCAUCUGUUUGCAACGGCGAGAAACGAUCCAUCCGGCCGCCGAAAAUGUUGCGAAACGGCACCUCGGCACUCCGCGCCGAGAGACGACCGAUCUGGUGGGGAAGGAGGUGUUGCUGUUCCGAUGCGUGUCGGGGAAGGAGGCUGAGAGCGUGAUUGCGAUGGACCUGCCGUUCCAGAUCUUCAUCCCCUUCGGGCGCAGCGGAGAAGAGACGAACCGCCGAAUCCCCCCCGCGAGCCUGCAGCUGCCCAGCCGAAUUGCCGAGACGUAUUACGAGCUUGUGGUCACCGUUCAGCAGGGAUCCAGCAUGCAGAACCGAUACUCGUUCCCCAUCCCCCUGCAGCGCUACGACACGCUCUCGACCUUCGGCAUGUAUAACCGGCCAGAGACCAGAGUGGCGACGGCGGACCAUAUCGUGACCUUGGGCGUAUCGCUUCCGAAAUGGAGUUACGGGCCCCUGGAUCCCAUCACCGUCUACGUCAAGCUCUCCCCAAACCCGGAUUAUAUGAACAAGGCGAAGAGGGUGACAAUACAGAAGCUCACCCUUACCAUUGAAGAAGAGAUUACCUUCAAUCCGGAAGGCGACGAACCAACAAAGAAGGUCAACAAGAUCGCCAAACACACGCAAACAGUAGGGACAAAGAUGCCCGAGACCGGAUAUAUCACAAACCUCGGCCUAGUGCUGCCCGCUAGGGACCUCAGGGAUCCGGACGGCAUAAUCAAACGGGGGAAGCCGGCGUUUCCCAUGUACGAGGUCACGAGCUUCACAACGACGUCGACGCUUUACAAAGUCGAGUUCUUCCUCAGCAUCAAGGCCCACAUGACUUCAGCUCGUGAUAUCACAUUACGCCAGCCGAUCGUGGUAUGCCCGUUGGAUCAGCAAGCCUGCAAGGAGGAGAUGGACGCGAUCGAGCAAGCGGCAAAGGAUGCCUCGCAUGUCGACCCGAACAACCCUGUACUUCCGGACCGGACUAUCGUCCUGGCUAGCGAAAAGGAGGCGAUCCGGCAUCUCGGGCUGUGCGAGGUUGGCGGCGUCAAGAAGAUGCUGAUCGAGUGAUGUAUUGGGGAUCGUCAACUGAUGCUGGGAAUACGGAGCGGCCGAGGCGCCGAACGCAGGGAUUCGGCGCCCUUUGUGGGUGAGAUUUAUCCCCCAGGCUGAAGCUUGUCCGCCAACGCCCAUCCCCAUGCCGAGGACGCGCCACGACCGCGAUGCGGGACAGGCUGGCGGGAACUCUGAGAGCUAGCGAUGCGGCACGGCUUGCUCGCGGGCUCACCCAGGUGCGCAGGCACCUGAGGAGCCAUGAGACGAGCGAACGGCGGCGAACCGUCCCCUCUCACCUCAGGCCUACGGCAUCGUGUUGGAUAGCGAUGCCGUGUGAGCCUCAAAGGGAGACGAGAUUCGAGUCGAGACAGCGGAGCCGCGGGCGGAGAUGUGGACGGUUACGAACUGGGCGUUUGGGCGGGCACGCUGGAGGGGAGGUGAUGAACAAGCGAGGCGGUCUACGGCGCGGUUGGGGGAUGCUAAAUGUGGUGUCUGGGUUGGGGUGCUCCAGUCAUUUGCAGAUACCUAGCCUGGCGUUUGUGUGUACGGUGCUGUCAGGUUAGCUGAAAGGCAGCGUGGGAGUCUUGGAGCGGUGCUUGGCGGACUUUUCUUUUUGGAGGGUGGUUGUUGAUGCAGAAGUCGAGAUACAAACGUGCAAGUUGAUGCAUAUAUCCUCACAAGAACAUCCACACUUUAAUGUUCGAUGGUUUCUCUGU